AAAUGUGAAUAAAAUAUUAUUUUCAUUCUUAUUUUGAUUGGCAGCACAUUCAAUUGACCGAUCAUUCAUUCGUUCACUAACUGACAGUUGAAAAAAUGGUAAUAUUUCUUCGCAAAACUUACGGUUUGGUCAACAAGGUUGCAAGUCGGUUUGUCCAAGGCACUUAUUUGUCCAGCACAAUGGGCAGCUCAUAUUCAAGAUCUUACUCCCCAAACAGCGGACAGUGUCCGCCAAAUCCCGAAAAUCGCGGUACAAUAUCACGCAUGGAGUCCAGCGCCAAUUACGUCGAGUCCAUUGUCUGUAAUGAGAAUGACAUGAAAGAAAAUGAAAUGAAAGUCUUCGACAUUGGGGAAGAAGGGAGAGUAUUGCUUGUGAAGCAAAAGGGUGAAUUCAGCGCAGUAGGUACCACGUGUACACAUUACGGCGCUCCCCUCGUGUCUGGCGCCUUAGGAGACGGAAGAAUUCGCUGUCCAUGGCACGGAGCCUGUUUCAACAUAAAAACUGGAGAUAUUGAAGAUUUCCCUGGCUUCGAUUCUCUGCCCUGCUACCAAGUUACUGUAACGGAAAAGGGUGAAGUCAAGGUAAGGGCCAAGCGCAGCGAUUUGAAGUCCAAAAAACGUAUUAAGGAUAUAGGCGUAGCGAACCAGUGCGACAGUUCAGUAGCGGUGAUCGUGGGCGGCGGCCCGUCCGGAGCCACCUGCGCGGAAACACUACGCAGCGAAGGAUUUAAGGGACGGAUCACAAUGGUAGCCAAAGAGAACUACCUCCCUUAUGACAGAAUUAAAGUCUCAAAGAUCGGUACCGUUACAGAUAUAGAAAAACUACAAGCACGGUCUCAACAAUAUUACGAUGAAGCUAGUAUAGAAGUAAUCAAAGGGGUUGAUGCUACUAAAGUCGAUACCGAGGAACAUAUUGUUCACUUGAGCAACGGAAACAAGCUACGUUACAAUGCGUUAUACUUGGCUACUGGCUCCACUCCACGUGUACCAGAUGUCCCUGGCAUAGAUUUAAAGAACAUCUUCACAGUUAGAAACUUUGAUGAUUCAGUUAAUAUUCUGAACACGUUGGGAACCAACAAAGAUAAGGAUGUUGUUGUGUUGGGUUUGAGCUUCAUAGGAUUAGAAAGUGCGUCCUCUUGCAACGAUAAAGCCAAGUCGAUGACUGUUGUUGGCAAAGAUACUACUCCACUUGGUCAAAUAUUCGGCAACGAAAUUGGAAGUAGUUUACAAAAAUUAUUCGAAAGUAAAGGCGUCAAAUUCCAGUUUGAUACCACUGUGGUCAAAUGUAAUGGUGAAAAUGGUGUGAUAAAGUCUGUAGAGUUGGCCAAUGGCACCACACUUCCUGCUGACAUUUUGAUAAUAGGCGUGGGAACAACAUUCAACACAGGUUUCUUGAGCGAUAGCGGAAUUAAAUUGGAGGGAAAUGGUGCGGUUACCGUCAAUGAUAAGUUAGAAACCAACAUCAAAAAUGUGUUUGCGGGUGGCGAUAUCGCUUGUGCACCCGUGUAUGCUCAUGCCAAUAAAAAUUUGAGCAUCGGGCAUAUCGGCUUAGCUCAAUAUCAUGGUCGUAUUGCUGCCUUGAACAUUUUGAAGAGAGAAAUUCCAUUAAAGACAGUUCCGUUCUUCUGGACUGUAUUAUUCGGAAAGUCUAUCCGAUAUGCUGGUUGCGGAAGACCAGCGAGUACUCAGAUAGAAGGAGAUGUAGAUGGUCUGAAGUUUGUCAUCUUCUUCUUUGAUGAAAAUGACAAAGUAAUAGCUGUGGCUUCCUGUAUGAGGGACCCGGUGGUCUCUCAGUAUGCUGAGUAUGUGCACCAGGGCAAAACUCUUUACAAGAAGGACCUCAAAGACGACCCUUUUGCGUGGACGAAGAGCAAUUAGUCAAUAUUUCCAUUAUCUGUUAGCUUAGCUAAAAUCGUUGUAUUUAAUCUGUUGUCAAGAAACUUAUUCAUAGGUAUAACUGCUUAGAAGGUUACGUUCCGGCAAAUAUUAUCAAAAUAUGUAAUAUUUAUGUAGGUAUAACUAUAUUUACGCUUUUAGUAGUAUGUACUUAUGCGUUUAUUUUGCUUUCUGUGUCAAAAUGUGAUCAUCAUCCAGUCAUAAUAUAAAAAAACAAAUAAGGACUUUAUAAACACGUGAUAUAAAAAUUAAUCAUUGAUAGAUAUCCACUUAGAUGUUUGAUACGUUUCGAAUUUACUAAGUAUUAUCAGUGAUAGAAACUCGAAUUUAUGUUUGUAAUGAGAUUAUUUACUGUAUAGUUCGUUCCAUAAUUAGAGACAACGAUUUGACAUUU
Messenger RNA from Spodoptera exigua (beet armyworm), 2289 nucleotides. NCBI's taxonomy places the organism in Eukaryota, Metazoa, Arthropoda, Insecta, Lepidoptera, Noctuidae. The record is from the annotation of a GenBank genome assembly.